Molecule: messenger RNA, 1267 nt
Organism: Hordeum vulgare subsp. vulgare (domesticated barley)
Lineage: Eukaryota; Viridiplantae; Streptophyta; Magnoliopsida; Poales; Poaceae
Product: transcription factor JAMYB-like
Exons: 3
Coding region: 82-894 (270 amino acids)
Biological process (GO): regulation of DNA-templated transcription
Cellular component (GO): nucleus
Molecular function (GO): DNA-binding transcription factor activity; sequence-specific DNA binding
Source: RefSeq, a predicted model, not a curated record
AGCUCUCACUCUCUCUCCCUGGGGGGAGUCUUAAGUCUACAGCUCGAUUACGGGUGGUGAUUGUUGCAAGUCAUUGCUGGAAUGGAGCAGCUUGGGUGGGGAAGGGAGGAGGGAGGGUGGAGGAAAGGGCCGUGGACGGCGCAGGAAGACAAGCUGCUGCUAGGCUAUGUCCGGCAGCAGGGGGAAGGGAGGUGGAAUUCUGUCGCCAAGCUCACAGGUCUGAAGAGAAGCGGGAAGAGCUGUAGGCUCCGGUGGGUGAAUUACCUGCGGCCUGACCUCAAGAGAGGCAAGAUCACGCCGCAGGAGGAGAACGUCAUACUCGAGCUCCACGCCUUGUGGGGAAACAGAUGGUCGACGAUUGCGCGUAGCCUCCCCGGCCGGACGGACAACGAGAUCAAGAACUACUGGCGGACGCACUUCAAGAAGGGCAAGCCGUCGUCCAAGAACAUCGAGCGCGCCAGGGCGCGCUUCCUCAAGCAGCGCCGCGAGAUCAUGCAGGGCCAGCACGAGCACCAGCACCAGCGCGGCGUCCAGGACGACGACGGUGCUGCCAGCGCGGACAACACCGGCGGUGGCGCGGCGAGCCAUCACGCAGAUGAAGCGACGACGCGGCCAGCGCCGCCGCCGGCGAAGGACGACGACCUCGCGAUGAUGCAGGAUAUGGCGGACAUAGACGACUUCCUGCAGUACCACCACCCCAUGUCGGCCUACUUCCUCCUCGACGGCGGCACCAGCGACGCGGGGUCCAGCGAGGAGAUCAACACCUGCGGCGCCACGUGGGGCAGCCUGUGGAACCUCGACGACGUAGACGUUGUAGAUGACGUCGGUGGUGGCGGCGCGUGCGGCUGGGGCAGCUUCGCUUUGCUCCAAGAUCAGGGACUCGCUUUCUACUAGCCUAGCAUAUAGCAUAUACAAUGGCAAAGCCUAUGCUGUGGAGGGUACACGUAGCGGCUAUGUACUACGUACGGUGUUGGUGGAUAAGGAUGCUGGAUGCGUCGCCAACUAUAGCCCCCACUUCGACUAGCCUGGCUGCCACGACCACGAUGGCAUGUCUGGCUCCUUUUAGAGCAACUUUGUAGGAAAAGAAAAUAAUCUAUAGUUUUUUAUUUCCUUUGGAAAGAUAGGCGAUGGAAGAAGGCUGAUGUUCAAAGGUGCACCCGGGCCAGCUACCUCAUGUAUUCUCUCCGUUACAUUUUACUCUGCGUCUAAGACGUUUUGUUAAAAAGGGAAUACUUGUUUCAUCUAAGCUAAUGUACUUCUGCCAUUA